Messenger RNA from Vicugna pacos (alpaca), 599 nucleotides. Lineage: Eukaryota; Metazoa; Chordata; Mammalia; Artiodactyla; Camelidae. The record is from RefSeq and is a predicted model, not a curated record.
CGGUGCCCUGCUGCCAUCAGUACUCUGCAGCCAUGAGUUCAGACCAGGAAAUGGCUAUCUUUGGGGAGGCUGCUCCUUACCUCCGAAAGUCUGAAAAGGAGCGCAUCGAGGCCCAGAAUAAGCCUUUUGAUGCCAAGACAUCAGUCUUUGUGGUGGACCCCAAGGAGUCCUUUGUGAAAGCGACCGUGCAGAGCAAGGAAGGGGGGAAGGUGACAGCCAAGACUGAAGCUGGAGCGACAGUAACUGUGAAAGAAGACCAAGUCUUCCCCAUGAACCCUCCCAAAUAUGACAAGAUCGAGGACAUGGCCAUGAUGACCCACCUGCAUGAGCCUGCAGUGCUGUACAACCUCAAAGAGCGUUACGCAGCCUGGAUGAUCUACACCUACUCAGGCCUGUUCUGCGUCACUGUCAACCCCUACAAGUGGCUGCCAGUGUACAACGCAGAGGUGGUGGCUGCCUACCGAGGCAAAAAGCGCCAGGAGGCCCCGCCCCACAUCUUCUCCAUCUCUGACAAUGCCUAUCAGUUCAUGCUGACUGAUCGGGAGAAUCAGUCUAUCUUAAUCACGUAUGUAUUAUUAUUAUGAGACUUAUUCCUAUUU